AUGCCCGUAGAGGUGCAUGGCGAGAGCUUCGUGACCUCGUUUGACUCAGAUAUACUACAGGCCCAGGACAUCACCGAUGCGGAAGAGCGCCUACCAGCACUUGGGUUGGAAUUGAACAUCAUAAGAAACAGACAAGUCGAAAUCACCACAUCCGACGGAUCUUCGCCCGGUGGCCUUUCGGAGGAACGAGGCAGUCCGACGAAUCCGGUGUCCCAAGGCGUUCCGCCGGAGCUUGCCAAUUUCCUCGCAGAAAUCAUCUUUAUCCUCGUUUGUACAGCCGGUCAAGUCAUCUUCUCACUGACCUUGGGACAUAUAGCCGUUACCCAGUUUGUGUUUCGUGAGGCAUUGGGCAUGGUCCCAGCGCAGGCUCCUUGGCUUAUAGGCUCUUCGGCAUUGGCAAGCGGCCUGUCAGUCAUAGUCUUUGGCCCAUUAGCUGAUCUCGCUCCUCCCAAACCUCUCAUGGUAGGGGCUUUUCUAUGGGAAGCGGUCUGGAAUGCGGUGACGGCCGCAGCCGUUUCUCCAAAGCUCAAGGUCCUGUUCUUUGUGGCACGAGCCAUGCAGGGCCUGGCAGUUGGAGUACUCGUUUCCGCUUCGAUGAGCAUCCUUGGACGAGUGUAUAAUCCGGGGAUCCGCAAGACACGUGUGUUUUCGAUGAUGGCAGCAGGGGCGCCGUUUGGCUACUGGAUUGGCUGCGUCCAAGGAGGUCUUCUCGCUGCUCAUCUUCCCUGGAUAUUCGGCAGCACGGCCUUGUUCCUCAUAUUAUGCGCUCUUGCUGCUUACCUUACGAUACCUGAUCUGAAGCCAGCCGCAGACAGUUCCAGUGCAGAUACGCCUUCAAUGAAGCAGUUUGACUAUCUCGGCGCUUUGCUCGCAUCGCUGGGCUGUGGAUUGGUUCUGUUUGGGCUUACUCAGGGCUCAGCGGUUCAAUGGAGUCCAUAUACUUAUAUCACCAUUAUCCUGGGAUUUCUUCUACUUGUUGCAUUCCACUUUGCUGAGCGCCGUGCUACUCGCCCUCUUAUUCCAAAUGGGCUUUGGCGAACGCCUGGGUUUGCUGCUGUUCUGGUCUCUUACAUUUUCGGGUUUGGUGGCUACGCCGGCGCGUGGCAAUUUUAUGCCAUUCAAUUUUGGAUCCGCUACCAGGGAGCUACUCCGCUCACUGCAGCGCUGUAUAUCCUUCCAAACGGCAUCAUCGGCGUUCUCGCAGCCUGGGUCGUUUCUAAGACGCUGCAUGUGGUUCCUGGUCACUGGAUUUUUGGUGUCAGCAUGGUUUGCUUUGGUAUGGGGCCGGUAUUCUUUCUUCCUCAGACACCAAACUCCUCUUACUGGGCCUUGUCAAUGCCAGGUGUUGCUUUGGCCACAUUCGGACCUGAUUUGAGCUUUGCAGCGGCAACUAUCUUCAUUACUUCGAGCGUACCAAGGUCGUAUCAGGGUUCGGCUGGUAGUCUUUUGGUCACCGUGCAGAACUUGACUCUGGCAAUCAUUACUUCUGUAUCCGGCUCAAUAGGGAUCAAAGUCGAUCAGCUUCCUGAUGGAGAGGUAGGGCUCGAAGGUAUACGUGCUAUCUGGUGGUUUGGUCUUGCUUCUGCUAUAAUUGGAGUAUUGAUAACCAUCACUAUGGUGCGGAUUCCCAAAGCAGAAGAGAAGGAACAUGUGCAGUAA
Molecule: messenger RNA, 1659 nt
Organism: Trichoderma virens Gv29-8
Lineage: Eukaryota; Fungi; Ascomycota; Sordariomycetes; Hypocreales; Hypocreaceae
Exons: 2
Coding region: 1-1659 (552 amino acids)
Biological process (GO): transmembrane transport
Cellular component (GO): membrane
Molecular function (GO): transmembrane transporter activity
Source: RefSeq, a predicted model, not a curated record